ACUUCUCCUUCCACUAAAUAAAAUUCCUAUCUAAAAAUAUGGGUGCUUGCCAAUCCUGCGAAGAAGGCUUAGACCAAAAUUCUCAAGUUGAAUCUGGUCGUACUACAGUAGAACCAGUGGAGAUGAAGAAGGAGAAGAAAUUUGUGUAUGGGGAGAAACCUGGGGAAGAAGAGGAAGAGGAUGUGGUCUAUCUGCCUGGGGACGAAGGAGAUUAUGUGAUUAAGAGUUGAGGAGACAAGGAGUUUGCGAUUAUUAAUAGUGGGAAGUUGAAAGAACUUGAGGAAGAGGUCAAGGAUUUUGAUAAAAGAAUCACUAUGGCCCGACAUAAAAAACAAGAAGCCAACAUGAAACUCAAAGACGCUCCACAAGCUGACCAAGCUAUUUACAAAAGAACCACUACUGAGCUCAAGGACGAAAUCUCUGAGUUGACAGCCAAGAAGGAAGAAUUAAAGAAGCUCAUUCAGAACGCACGCAAUGAGAAGAAGGAUUAUAUCCCUAAGUUCAUAAGAAGAAUAACCACAGGUGAAACAAAUGAAUCAGAUGCUGUUAAACCAAAAGUUAUUCCUCUCCAGUACUUCUAUAAAAAGUGCCAAAAGUUACUUUCUGAAGAGUCUUUUAAUGAGCUUAAGAAGGAGAAUAGCUUGAAGAUCGACCUUUCGGAUCAGGUCGAUAAAGAAUUCUUUAAUGAAAUGAAAGAGGAGCUUGUUGAACAUAAUAAUAUCUUACCAGAUUUGAAGAUGAUAUCUAUCGAAGAAAUUGAUGAAGAUAUCCAGCCUUCUGUCCUCGAGUUUAUAUCGAAGUGUUUCCCUUGAAAGCUCAAUGCAUUUUAAUGACAAUAGUAUGCAAGAAUCGCAGAUAGCUCCUCCUAUUUUAAAGCUACAAAAGCUAAGUUUGAAGUGAGAAGAAGACCACAUGGGUUCUGCACAGGAAUACCUGGAUGCUUUAGCUGAAGGCUCUCGCCAAGCUGAACUUCCUGUGUGUGUUUUCAGUGAAGUAUCCUUCGAGAACAUGAAAUUCGAAGAUGCCGAAGUCGUCCAAUACGCCUUUAAACUCCUCGCUUGCACCAGAGGAACUGUAAAGUUCACCCACUGCCAGCUAGAGACCAACGGGCUCGAGCUUGAAGCUGUGGAAGGAGGGUACAAGAUCAAGACCCUUAUUUUUGAAGACUGUGGAGAGCUUAGCAAUUGGGCAAGCAGAAGUGGAAAACCCAAAGAGACUUUUAAGAUGAUGGUCAAGGCUUUUGGGGAAGGAAACUUCUGAGAACUGCUUAAGACUGUUUCAUUUAUGAAUAAUGGUAUUGCGAAAGGCAAGAUUAAGAAGAUCUUUGACAAAGAAGGGAUCAGUAUUAAGGUAAUUCACAGAGAAGAAGAUAUUGAGUAAUUAUGUAAAAGUUGUUCAAUCUAGGCCCU
This is a messenger RNA of Moneuplotes crassus, 1409 nucleotides long. NCBI's taxonomy places the organism in Eukaryota, Ciliophora, Spirotrichea, Euplotida, Euplotidae. The record is from the annotation of a GenBank genome assembly.